AUGUUUAUGCAACGCCUCUGGAAACUGAAGACUGAGGAUAACAGUCCCUACGAGUGGGACAGGCCACUUCCACCCAACCUACAAGAAGAAUGGAAAAUGUAUCACGCCACUUUGGAUAUACUUUCCGAAUUACGAAUUCCUCGCUUCGUUUCAUUUGCCGAUGCACCAAUACUCCAGCUACACCUGUUUUCCGACGCUUCAGAAUUGGCUUACGGCGCAUGCUGCUACGCUCGUUCAGAGGACGACAAUCGCAUUCGCGUACAACUGCUGACUUCGAAGUCGAAGGUUGCGCCAAUAGCCACCAAGCAUUCCAUCGCUCGUCUGGAACUGAACGCUGCUGUCCUGUCUACCAGAUUGUUCCAGAAGAUAAACCAAUCAAUGCGAUCGUCAACCGAAGUUUUCUUCUGGACAGAUUCAACCACCGUCCUGCAGUGGCUUAAAUCUGCACCGAAUCGUUGGAAAACCUUUGUAGCCAAUCGAGUUUCAACGAUCCAGUCUAACACCGGAGGCCGUUGGUGGAACGGACCGUCGUGGCUUUCCAAAUCGUCCGAUCAUUGGCCAAAUGCAAGCAUCCCCUGCGAAGAGUUCCAAUCUACAGCCGAAGAGGCACGCAAUGUUUCGUUAGUAGCGGUGCCUAGUGAAGAAACCUCAUUCGCAGAUCAGUUGUUCCUUCGUUUCUCAUCAUUUUCCAAAAUACGUCGUGUGGUUGCCUACUGCAUCAAGUACAUCAAUUCCCUGAAGGUUGCAGAACGAAGCUCGUCAAAAAAAAGAACAACGCUCCUUUCUACAGAAGAUUUGCUGGCUGCUGACCGUGCAUUAUCUCGUCUCGCACAGCAACAAACUUUCGCAGAUAAGGUAGCAGAGAUUAAAUCCGUCGGAACCGUGAAAGGUGCCCCAUUGAAAUGGCUGAAGCCACGCUUGACACUCGACGGAAUCCUCCGUGUUGGUGGACGACUCGAGAAUGCCCAUGCACCCGAAGCAAGCAAGCACCCAAUCAUCCUGUCAUCCAAGGACCCUCUGUCUCGUCUACUAUGCGAUCAUUACCAUAAGGCUCUCCUUCAUGCUGGUCCCCAGUUGAUGCUGUCCACAUUGCGCCAGAAAUAUUGGAUUCUUGGAGGAAGAGACCUGACCCGAUCAACCUACCACCAAUGUGUAAAAUGUUUCCGCACUAAGCCGCAACUCAUCCAACAGAGCACUGCUGAUCUACCAACGUCCCGUGUCACGCCAGCACGGCCGUUUUCCAUCUCUGGUGUGGAUUACUGCGGCCCGGUAUUUCUCAAGUCUCCAGUGCGGAAUAGAUCUCCGACAAAGGCUUAUAUAGCCAUCUUCGUGUGCUUCUCGACCAGAGCAGUACACAUAGAGCUGGUUUCGGACCUUUCCACUCCAGCCUUCCUCUCAGCUCUACGUCGCUUUGUUGCACGCCGCGGGCGCAUUUGUGAGCUCCACUCCGAUAACGGGACCGCCUUUAAGGGAGCAGCAAAUGUCUUGCAUCGCAUCUACGAAAUGCUGAAGCUCAACGACAGUGACCGCGAAUCCAUCACCAACUGGUGUGCUGAGCAGGAAAUCCAGUGGAAGUUUAUACCGCCACGCGCCCCACAUUUCGGAGGAUUGUGGGAAGCGGCGGUGAAAUCGUGCAAGCACCAUCUCCUACGAGAAAUAGGCCAAACAUCGAUCAGCUGGGAAGAUAUGACAACGUUGCUGGCACAAAUCGAAAUGUGCUUGAACUCACGACCACUAACUCCGCUUCCAACAGAUCCCGCCGACCUCAAGUACUUACCCCAGGCCAUUUUCUUGUUGGUUCGAAUCUCCAAGCAGUUCCGUCAGCCAAUGUUACCGAAAUACCGGACAACCGUCUGGAUCACUGGCAACGAACCGAAAAGCAGUUGCAGCGUAUUUGGACAAGGUGGUAUCCGGAGUAUCUUGCCCAACUUCAAACCAGAGCCAACAAGGUGGCCGCUGGGACGAAUUACGAAGCUGCAUCCAGGUAAAGAUGGAAUCGUCCGUGUUGUCAGCAUGAAGACAGCAGCAGCAGAGAACGUCGUGCGACCAGCCGCCAAGGUGGCCCUUCUACCUAUAACACCAGAUGACUACCAAACCACAUC
Molecule: messenger RNA, 2102 nt
Organism: Armigeres subalbatus
Lineage: Eukaryota; Metazoa; Arthropoda; Insecta; Diptera; Culicidae
Exons: 3
Biological process (GO): DNA integration
Molecular function (GO): nucleic acid binding
Source: RefSeq, a predicted model, not a curated record